Messenger RNA from Colletotrichum acutatum, 1651 nucleotides. RefSeq lists its product as uncharacterized. The record is from RefSeq and is a predicted model, not a curated record. The transcript has a single exon. Bases 94 to 1506 code for a protein of 470 amino acids. NCBI's taxonomy places the organism in Eukaryota, Fungi, Ascomycota, Sordariomycetes, Glomerellales, Glomerellaceae.
CCUUCACACAACUCACGAAAAUCUUACAAGUGAUUCGUCGUAAAUGCCAGGAACAGACAUUCACUAAGAGAGUAUUAGACCAGCGCAGUAUAAAUGGCUGAAUCCACUCCAUCCGAAGACGGCACAUUCGAGGAUGUCAGCAUCACAAGUAGCCAAGAGUCUUUGCGCCAGUUUGAAGAUGACUUUUCGGGGUCCCACGACAGUCGCCGCGAAAUCGUCAAGAGGCUUCACUAUACUAUCAACCUGCCACUCGUUAGCGAGAAGCGUAUGAAGAAGCUCCAAAGUGCUCGGGAAGCUGCCGCCAACAACGCUGCCUUUACCCACGCCAUCGUGGACCUUUUCCGAAGUUUGAGUGAUUGGGAGACCGGCGACAUCACUCUCGUCAUUAGGGUCGCCUCUCCUUCGGAUACAGACGAGGAUCUGUUUGAUUCCUUGACUAGCAGUCACUCUGGCAGCCCAAUUUGGGAUGUGCGUAACGACUUCAAGUAUAUCAGCUUCGACCAGACAUCGGAUACUAAGUCGGGCCUCGCACAAGUUCGGGCCAUAUCUAGUGUGGACUUUCGGGAAGACUUCAGCAAUGUCAAAAGACGACUUGACCCCGCCUGCAUCUCUACUAUAUCCCAAGUACUCCCCAACGUCAACGCUCUGACGUGGGACUGCAUCAUGCCCUCACGCCGCCUCGAGUCCUUAAGAAAGGAAACUCGUCUUGCUCUUGCAGAGACCUUGAAACACGGCGCUUUCACCAACCUCAAAAACCUCGACAUCUAUCUCGAAGAUCCAGACCCGCUGAACGAAAGCUCUGAUCCCGGGGCAUUUUGCGCGAGUCCCGAGGAAGAUGCUCUCUCGUUGGCUAUUAGCAGAAUCUUACAGCUACCUGCAAUCGUCAACGUGCAGCUCACGGGUCUCUGGACUAUCGCCCCUGCAGCUUUUGAGGCGGCAACGGACUUUGGGUCUUUAUUAGAGGCAGUAUAUAUUGAGGGUAGCGGAACAACCCCCGACGGGAAAUGGCUCAGCAUCGGGGAAGAGGACGAUGUGGACCAGGAUGAACCUGACUCAGACUCAGACGCUUCUGAGGCUGCUUUUGACUCUGCGGACUCGGAUACAUCCGACUUUGUUCCGGAGCAUGAAUGGGAACGGGAAGCAGGGAACUUUCCGAUGAACUCGUGGAGAACUUCGAUCGAUACCGAGGUUUUGGUGCCUCACAUACUACCUCUCGUGAGAACCACACUCAAGAUGUCACCACUCCGAACUCUUAAAUACGAGAUUCAGACGCAGCCGUCGCCAUUCUUCGUCGAGUAUUAUGCACCGGGAGUCGAAAAUAUCUCGGCGAAGAGGGAGUCAAAUCUCCGCGGAGAUUUCGAACGGGACAAUGUCAGUCGGUCAAGAUGGUUUCUCACGGUCGUGCAAGGCUUUGACCCGUCCUGGAAAGUGCCUCCUGACCUGAUCAGCGCAAUCGAGGAGACUGGUGGAUGCAUUUCCUGGGAUGGACCUAGUUCUCUUGAAUAGUCUCAUGCAGAUAAAAGAAGGGCUUGACUAAUCGUCUCCUGAUUGAUGGUCUCGUCCCUGUGCUACUACAAGCGAGAUGUCCACGAUUUGACCUUGUCACGAUUCAAAGAGGAUACUUGCGUUGACAAUUGACGUUUCAUAUUAC